Messenger RNA from Camelus dromedarius (Arabian camel), 792 nucleotides. Its product is annotated as probable inactive serine protease 58. The coding region runs from base 61 to 687 and encodes 208 amino acids. Gene Ontology annotation, molecular function: serine-type endopeptidase activity. The record is from RefSeq and is a predicted model, not a curated record. Gene Ontology annotation, biological process: proteolysis. The transcript has 4 exons. Gene Ontology annotation, cellular component: secretory granule. NCBI's taxonomy places the organism in Eukaryota, Metazoa, Chordata, Mammalia, Artiodactyla, Camelidae.
CUGGCCAAAGGUUUUGAAACUAAUAAGCUGAACUUCCCAGAAGAUUAUACCAUUCCUUACAUGGUCUAUCUGCAGUCCAUCCCAGAACCCUGCGUGGGGUGUCUCAUCCACCCUGAGUGGGUGCUGACCGCUGCUCACUGCCCCUUACCUGUUCAGAUCCGACUGGGAGUUUAUGAACCCAACAUCAAAACUGAGAAAGAGCAGACACGAAAUUACUUGAUGACCGUGCCCCACCCUGAAUUCAACGCACAGUCUCUGGCCAACGACCUGAUGAUGAUAAAACUGUCUAAGCCUGCGGCCAUCAACAGCUACGUGGGGACCAUCGCCAUAGCGAUGGAACCCUUGGCGUUUAAUGACUCCUGCUUCAUCCCCACCUGGACCUGGAGUAAAUACAAAAAAUUUACUGACCCUGACAUCCUGACUUGGAUAAACCAAUAUAUUCUUCCUUCCAAUGACUGCCAGACCAUUCAGGCCAAAAGAAUGAUAGCAAAUAUCAUGUGUGUAGGACAACCUCUAAAAACCCUAUCUGAAAAUAAGGAGGUUUCCGCUGCCCCGGCCAUCUGUGGUGGGAGAGUGCAUGGAAUCUUGUCUUGGGCAAGAGGAAGUGUCACCCUGGGAAGUGAAGGAUUCUUCACAGAAGUUGAUCCCUACGCAAGAUGGAUCAUGAAAAUUAUUGAUACCUACUGAGGCUCCUCUGUUCCUUCACCCCCUCAGUGCAAUAUGCUCACCAUUUCUACACUGGAUGCACAACUCUCUUGAUCUUUCCUGUUCUCAAACAGAAUCCAUUAAAAA